Messenger RNA from Penicillium angulare, 777 nucleotides. RefSeq names its product Major facilitator superfamily domain general substrate transporter. Gene Ontology annotation, biological process: transmembrane transport. The transcript has a single exon. Gene Ontology annotation, cellular component: membrane. The coding region runs from base 1 to 777 and encodes 258 amino acids. Lineage: Eukaryota; Fungi; Ascomycota; Eurotiomycetes; Eurotiales; Aspergillaceae. Gene Ontology annotation, molecular function: transmembrane transporter activity. The record is from RefSeq and is a predicted model, not a curated record.
AUGUCUUCUUUGAUUCCACUGUUCUUUGUGCCUGAAACUUUAUCUUCCACCAAGAACACGAUUGACCAAGAAAGUGAUGAAGUCGGCUGCGAGCAACCACAUCCCAGGUCUAUCCGCUUCCAACUUUCACAAUCACUCGAUCAAUUUCUCGCGUCUUUCUCCGCUCUAAAGUCUUACUCUUUGAUUAUCGUAUCGUCGAUAUUUCUAGCCGUUACGCCAGACCUUGUGGCAACUUCUCAGUUUAUGGCUCAGUACAUAAGCAAGCGAUUCGGUUGGUCACUCGCCAAAGCAGGCUAUCUAAUAACCCUUCGUGGGGCUAUUAACCUCAUAGUUCUACUUCUUCUCCUUCCUCUUUUAUCCAAAAUCCUGCUUCGUUACCGCAGUCCUGCUGCAAAAGAUCUAAUUCUUGCAAGUGUAUCAAUCAUAUUCAUCGCAGCUGGGGCACUUCUCAUGGCGGCCCCGCAGAUUGGAACACUGAUAGUUGGACUGGCAGUGCAUAGUCUAGGGUCAGGCCUUUCACCGAUUCUGCGCUCUCUCGCAACAAGCUACGUGGCAAAGGAAGAUAUGACCAAGCUUAACACUAUUCUCGGGAUGGUUGAGAUGUCGGGGACCCUAUUUGCAGGACCUGUACUUGCCUGGUCAUUUGAUGCAGGAAUGAAGCUAGGUGGUAUUUUAAUGGGGCUGCCUUAUUUUGGCCUGGCAGGAUCAUUCAUGUUGUGUUUUGUUGGUUUACUAUUUGUUCGAUCCUCUUCCUCAGAGCCAGAUCUUGAUGAAUAA